AUGGCAACAAUGGCAUCAGUUCGUAUCCAUCGUUUACCACCAUUGCCAACAAUCCGUGAUUUAAUUCGUUUAUAUAAGUUACGUGCUUUAAAGCAAUUCUCUCAAAAUUUCUUAAUGGAUGAGCGACUUACAGACAAGAUAGUGAAAGCAGCAGGUCGUAUAGAAAAUGGACAUGUCAUUGAAAUUGGUCCAGGACCAGGCUCUAUAACAAGAUCAAUUUUAAGACAAUAUCCAAAGCAUUUAGUUGUAGUUGAAAAAGAUCGUAGAUUUAUGCCUACAUUAGAGAUUCUAAAGGAAUCAACUCAAAAUGUCAUUCAAAUGGAUAUAGUACGUGAUGACAUCUUGAAUUAUAGAUGUGAACAUGCUUUUCCUGAUUGUCAUGCUACUGACUGGAAUGAUAAAAAUCUUCCUAAUGUUCAUUUAAUUGGAAACUUACCAUUUGCCAUUUCAACACGAUUACUCAUUAACUGGAUCAGAGAUAUGAGUUUAAGGCAAGGAGCUUGGACAUACGGAAGAAGUAGUUUAACAUUAACAUUUCAAUUGGAAGUUGCACAACGUAUUGUUGCUGGAAUGGCUGAUGAUCAAAGAUGUCGAUUGUCAUUAAUGUCACAGCUAUGGGCUAAGCCUGAAUUGAGAUUUAUUAUACCAGGAAAAGCCUUCGUUCCUAAACCAGACGUUGAUGUCGGUGUUAUUACAAUGGUUCCCCUAAAAACACCACAAACUGACCUUCCAUUUGAGCUUAUUGAGAAAAUUAUGCGAUAUAUAUUCUCAUUAAGGCAAAAGUAUGUCCGUCGAGGAAUCCAGAACUUAUUUCCACCAACAAUUCGUGAUGAAAUGACAGUCCAAUUAUUUAAAAAUGCAGAAGUAAAUCCAGAACUAAGAUCCUUUCAAUUAUCUAACGACGAAUGUGUAAGAAUCGCUAAAGCUUACCACGAAAUCAUCCAAAAAUAUCCGAAAAUUGAUCAAUAUAAUUAUCGCUCACCUUUCGCAGAGAGACUGCUUUGGGACAAUUGGGAUUUAGAAUCAGUGUAG
Molecule: messenger RNA, 1032 nt
Organism: Chironomus riparius
Lineage: Eukaryota; Metazoa; Arthropoda; Insecta; Diptera; Chironomidae
Source: the annotation of a GenBank genome assembly